UCGUGUUCCAUUCUCAUUCCAUCAGCUUCCUAUCCGUAUGGUGGCCGGCUGAACCGGUUGCUCACUUCCCUUUUAUCUCCACCGUCGACUCUCUGAUUCCAUUUUCAUCUCCACUUUCCCACAGCAAAGAGAAGAAUCAGUGUAUCAUCAGCACACCCUCUUUCUUGCUGUAAUUCCUUCAAAUUUCUUCCCGCCGGCCAUGAUUUCCCCUUUCGCCCAUUUCUUCUUCCUCCAUUUUUCAAUCGCCGCCGCCGCCGGAGCUUCAGCCAGAGCCCUUAUUGGAGCUAACCACACCUCCUCCCGAUUCUGCUCACGCUAAACCUUCAAUUUCAUUCCGACUUCCUUAUCUUCUCCAAUCCUUUUGUUUUCAUGUUCUGUUUAUUCUGUACAGGAAGAGAUUAAAGCAGAUUUAUGGGAUCAAUGUCCGGGAACUUCGCCUCUCUUAGGUUCCUUCUGGUUCGAGUGCUUCUGUUCUCUAUUCUUGUGAUUCUUGGUCGAUUCGCCUAUGUUGUGACCAUUGCAGGAGAAUCCUGUAGCAUCGGUGACUUCUGUUUCUUCUCUUUGCCGGAAAAUUUCAAUUUCAUGAUCGCUGGCGGCGGCCGAACCGGAAGUUCCGCUUUGUUAACGGACAACGCAGAUCCUCUCGUCAUUGGAUCUUCUCGUGCGGAUCUGUAUACGAGUGAAGAUUGGAUCAAGACCGUCCAGUUUUACUCCUCCGUUUUCCAAGAUCUGAUUACCGAGGGCUACGUAUCGGCAAAUUCGAAAUCCUUGUGCAUUGAUACCCUAACAGGAGCGGACGUGUCGGCGUUAAAGGAGAUCGGGGUUUCGGACUCGAUCGGGAUUUUCAAGAAGGCGUUGAAGCCUCUUGUGAUUAAGGGCGAGGCUCAUCGGAUUCCGUUCGAGGAUAAGACCUUCGACUUAGUGUUCUCCGGCGGUGGCCGAUUGGAUAUUUCGCGUCGGGCGUAUGAUUUUGCUUCGGAGAUUGCUCGGAUACUGAAACCCGAAGGGUUUGCGGUGGUCCAUGUGAGUUCUAAAGAUACGUAUAGUUUCAAUUCAUUCGUUGAUUUAUUCAAUUGCUGCAAGAUAGUUAGAUCAAAAGAUAUAGAUGUUCUUCUUCCAUCAAUGCCUUUAAUUCGUGAAUAUGUAUUGAAAAAAGAGAACAAGAUUCUUGAAAAGGGAUUAGUGGAUGCAGAUUCUUACAAGAGGAAUUGCUCUGUUCCUGGGUUUAAGCUAUCUCUGGUUCGAAAUGCUGAGCCUCUGAUUCUAGAGGAGCCAUUGAAGCCAUGGUUAACCUUAAAGAGAAAUAUACAGAACAUUAAGUAUUUGCCUUCCAUGGCUGAAAUAAGCUUCAAACAUAGGUAUGUCUAUGUGGAUGUUGGAGCUAGAAGCUAUGGCUCCAGUAUUGGGAGUUGGUUCAAGAAGCAAUAUCCAAAGCAGAACAAAACCUUUGAAGUUUAUGCCAUUGAAGCUGAUCAAACAUUUCAUGAACAGUAUAGUUCAAAGAAAGGGGUGACAUUGUUGCCUUAUGCUGCUUGGGUAAGGAAUGAGACAUUAUCCUUUGAGAUCAACAAAGACCCAGGUAAGGAAAAGGAAGAGAAGGGGACCAGAGGUAUGGGCAGGAUUCAACCCGUCCGAUCUUUGGGUCGUUUUGAUGGAGAGGUUAAUCAGAUUCAAGGGUUUGAUUUCGCCAACUGGUUGAAGAACACAGUAUCAGAUAAGGAUUUCGUGGUGUUGAAGAUGGACGUGGAAGGAACCGAGUUCGAAUUGAUUCCAAAACUCUUCGAGACGGGAGCGAUCUGUUUGAUAGAUGAGAUGUUUCUUGAGUGCCAUUACAAUAGAUGGCAGAGGUGUUGCCCAGGGCAAAGGAGUACAAAGUAUGAGAAAACAUAUUCUCAAUGCAUAGAGUUGGUUUCUUCUCUCAGACAAAGUGGAGUUCUGGUUCAUCAAUGGUGGUAACAACAAACACAAUACAUUCUUUCUUUUUGAAUAACAUUCUUUUGAAACCAUAUCUCAUUAACAUGAUUAUUUCCUAGAAUCACAUUGUUUAAGCUCUGCAAAUCUAAAAGUUGUGCUGAUUUUACGCAUCUCCCUGUUGGUGUAUAAACAUUCUGUGUGUUCUAUGAAACUGAAAAUCACGUCUUCUUCUUCUUCUUCAGCUGUAGCCAUUGAAAUGGAGCUUGUUUGAAACAGGAUACGUUUCAUAGAUUAUAGAAUUGUUUUAAUUUUGAGUUGGAAAGUCUGGCUGAGUCUGAAUGCUUGGAUUAGUCCAAUUCCAGCCAGGAAUGAUGAUAUCUCAAGUGCUUGGCCUGCA
Cucurbita maxima (winter squash) is the source of this 2311-nucleotide messenger RNA. RefSeq lists its product as uncharacterized. Bases 412 to 1956 code for a protein of 514 amino acids. Lineage: Eukaryota; Viridiplantae; Streptophyta; Magnoliopsida; Cucurbitales; Cucurbitaceae. The record is from RefSeq and is a predicted model, not a curated record. The transcript has a single exon. Gene Ontology annotation, molecular function: S-adenosylmethionine-dependent methyltransferase activity.